UGGACUAAGAAUUCAAACUUCUUUUUUUUUUGAAAAAAGGGCCAAGAAUCCAAACUUUCGUCGACAAAACAGAGUACCAAGGGGCACAUCACAAUGUCAAGGCAAAUUAAAUUGGCCUUUCUCAUCUACUAAAUAAAUAGUUUAUUAAAUAAACUUUAUUGGGUCACUAAAUGAACUCCAAAUCAUUAAAACAAUAUCGAAGUAUCUAACUUUCAAUCUCAAGUGCUGCUGCUAGAUACAAAAGCCACUUAAUAGACACCCAAAACAAUUCGACCCCUUUUACAUAUGCUUUUAUUUAAUUAAAAUUUAUCUUUCUUGACCUAUAAUAUAAGAGCAACUCCAAUGAUAGUUUCCCCAUUGUUUUAAAAACUUUCGGUUAAAUUUUCUGUAAUACUAAAAUAUUUAUAAUUAAAUACUAUUAUUUAUAUCUAUAUAUACAUAUAUGUAUUUUUAAAAUUUCAAGAGAAAAAAUCCCAUUGAACAUGCUCUAAGCUUCUAUAGUGAUAUCUAGAUUAACUUUUAAUAAAGUCAAAGGACAAACUGCAAUCAUAACCUCACAAAAUAGUAAAAAAUAAUCUCUAGAGCCUUAUAUAUACUUCUUCCAUGUUGUUAAAACCUUGAGAUUAAGACAGAGUAUCAGUAUUGGGCGUCUUUAUGGGCGUCCUUAUUAAUUUUGGCCCAAAAAAGAAAACGUAAAAGGGAGUAAUUUGUUAAGGAUUGUGUCCGAAAGUCCCAGAAUAAGAAGUUUGUGGGCUCGUCAUGGGCUCGCCCUUCGUCAGACGUGGAGAAAUAACAAUAUAAAACUCUAAGGACCACCAAAUAAGUCCCAUUGAUAAUCAUGCUCUUAUAUAUACUUCUUCCAUGUUGUUAAAACCUUGAGAUUAAGACAACUAAUAAUCUGUAUACUACUUUGUUAUAUAGAUAAUAAGGAUUAUAUGUAUAUAGUUUACCUUAUUUCCUCUUCUGGUUUGAUUUGUGGGAUGCUGCUGAAUAUUUUACUGACGCGCGAGCGAGAUAGUGCAAUUGAAACUAUUGGGACCUGCCAAAAGGAAAUAUAAGAAAGCGUUCUUAUUGCAACACACAAAAAGACAAAGAAAAGGCAGCAUUAGUGGGGGUGUUGCAUCAGUCGCCUAUUAACGCGCGAUCAUUUCCUUUUUUAUAUAUUCGCUAAUGGCUUGAUGGCAUCAUAAAACAAGAGACCCCACAUUAUCAUCAGCAUCAUCGCCUAUUGACGAUCAUUUCCUUUAUAAAUAUUCUUCUCUAAUGGCUUGAUGGCAUCAUAAACCCCACAUUAUCUCCAACAUAAUAUCGCUCACCAUAUGGACGGUAAAGAUUAUAAAAACAAAUCAUUGGAGAGUUUUAAUAAUGUGAGUGUUAUACCGCGUAGACACAACAACAGUGUUCAAGUUGGCUUAUAUAAAUAUUGGUCAAGAGUAUGCCAUAUAGAUUCCCAUAAAACAAGACUGAGAAGUAACUUUUCUAUACACAGAGAGAGAAGAAAGAUAGAGAACGAGAGAUGAAGAAUGUUCAAGCUGAAUACCGUAAAGGACCGUGGACAGAACAAGAGGACAUCCUCUUGGUCAACUUUGUCCACAUGUUCGGAGAUCGAAGAUGGGAUUUUGUAGCGAAAGUUUCAGGUUUGAAGGUGGAGGGAGAAACAUAGGAAUAGGUAUAGGGCUUGUGUUUGGAAAAAUGGUUGGUCUUUGCAAAGGACCUUCCAUUAAAAGAUAUGACCUGGUUUUGGUUGUAGGUUUAAAUAGAACAGGAAAGAGUUGCAGGUUAAGGUGGGUUAAUUACCUACAUCCUGGUCUUAAACGUGGUAAGAUGACUCCUGAAGAAGAGCGUCUUGUCCUUGAGCUUCACGCCAAAUGGGGAAACAGGUGGUCGAAAAUAGCCCGGAAAUUACCGGGUCGUACCGAUAAUGAGAUAAAGAAUUAUUGGAGGACUCAUAUGAGGAAGAUAGCACAAGAGAAGAAGAGACCUAUGUCGCCAACUUCAUCAUCUUCAAACUUCUGCUCAUCAUCUAUGACCACCGCAACUACUCAAGACACUGGAGGAUCCAAAGGGAAAAUGAAUCACGACGGAUACUACUCUAUGGAUGACAUAUGGAGAGAGAUUGAUCAGUCUGGAGAAAGCAUUACCAAACCGGUGAAAGACAUCUACUACUCAGAGCAAAGCUGCUACUUGAACUUCCCUCCUCUGGCUUCUCCAGCAUGGGAAAGCUCCUUGGAGUCUAUAUGGAAUAUGGAUGCAGAUGAAAGUAAGAUAUCUUCUUUUGCCAUUGAUCAGUUUCCUCUCACUUUUGAACAUGGUAGAUCUUCGUGGUCGUCUUUAGUCUAGGAUUUGUAACACUUUAAUGUUUAUAUGUGCAGCCUAUAUAUAUUAUCAAACGACUGUUGUAAUUUUCCAUGACUUACAUAAGCAAACACCACCCACUGUACUAAUAUCAUGUGUAGUCAUCAUCAUCAUCAUCCUAUGUCGUUUCCUUCAUAUAUGUUAGUUUGUAGAGUGCGUGAAAAAAAUCAUAUACAUCUCUUAUUCUUACAGAGAUGCCUUUGUAUUGGAUACUAAUGUAUAAUACAAGUCAGGACUCUAUUUCCAAAA
Messenger RNA from Brassica rapa (field mustard), 2604 nucleotides. RefSeq names its product transcription factor MYB59. Gene Ontology annotation, cellular component: nucleus. Gene Ontology annotation, molecular function: DNA-binding transcription factor activity; sequence-specific DNA binding. NCBI's taxonomy places the organism in Eukaryota, Viridiplantae, Streptophyta, Magnoliopsida, Brassicales, Brassicaceae. The record is from RefSeq and is a predicted model, not a curated record. Gene Ontology annotation, biological process: regulation of DNA-templated transcription.